Effrenium voratum is the source of this 1120-nucleotide messenger RNA. The record is from the annotation of a GenBank genome assembly. NCBI's taxonomy places the organism in Eukaryota, Dinophyceae, Suessiales, Symbiodiniaceae.
GGCACGUAUUGUUUGGCACCUGUCACCGUGACCGUCCCUUGCCAUGGCAAUGGAUGUGCCUCUUCAUCCCAGUGUAAGGCUGGACAGGCAACCUCUUCAUCCCAGUGUGAGGCACUUGCCGCCGCACGUGCUCCGCUCGCCGCCCAAAGUCUCCGCGGCGACGGUGGCCACGGCCGCUGCCUGCGCGAGGUGGGCGAGAGCGACACGGACAAUGCAGCUGCCGGCCACGCGGGGACUCCAUGCGCGAGCUGCACGAGUGGCCAGACGCUGCGAGUGGCCGGCAGGCGCGGGACCCGACGUGCCUGGCUGCGGCAUGGUGUCUGCUGGCGGGGUGGACCCUGACAGGCCAAAGGUGAACCAGGAUGCCUGCUAUGUGGCCAAGCUUCCGGAUGGACGCUUGCAGGCCAUGGUGCUUGACGGCCAUGGCAAGAAGGGCCACGUCGUGGCCGGCGCGCUGAAGGCGCUGCUCCCCGCGCUCGUGGCGGAAGGCGGCGACCUGAGCGCCGCCUUCCGCGGCAGCGACGCCGCGCUGCGCGCGGCGGGGCUGGGGCGGCCCGCCUACGCCUCAGGUGCCGCGGCCAUUGCGGCGGUGAUCCGGCAAGGUGAGGCCGCCUCUCCCUGGGAGGUACAGGUGGCCUGCUCCGGCGACUGCAGGGCCUGGCUGCUGGAGAAGCUGGACGGCAGGUGGCAGGGCCGGGCCGCCUCUGAGCCCAGCAGUUGCGAGGCGAUAGCUGAGAAGCAGCGAAUCGAGGCGACUGGCGCCCGCGUGGCCAACGGCAUCCUCUGGGCCGGGCCCAUCGGCGUGGCCAUGUCCCGAGCGUUGGGUGACCUGGCACUGCGGCCCUUCGGACUUCUGGCAGAGCCGGAGCUUUCGGAGUUCUCCGACACCACGGAGGGCUUUUUGGUGCUGGUCAGCGAUGGGCUCAGUGACGUGCUGAGCGCCGCAGAUGCAGCUCAGAUCGCGGCCAGCUUGGAGGAGGACAAGAGCGGCCUCUCGAUACCGGAAGUUCUGGUGGCCGAAGCGCGGCGAAGAUGGCAGGCUGAUCUUCCGCUUGACGUCCGAAUAGAUGAUACUACUGCCGUAGUUAUCCCUCUUCUUUCAAAUAUAGAUUGAAAACAC